Cucurbita maxima (winter squash) is the source of this 1872-nucleotide messenger RNA. RefSeq lists its product as uncharacterized. The record is from RefSeq and is a predicted model, not a curated record. Bases 411 to 1652 code for a protein of 413 amino acids. NCBI's taxonomy places the organism in Eukaryota, Viridiplantae, Streptophyta, Magnoliopsida, Cucurbitales, Cucurbitaceae. The transcript has 2 exons.
CUAACUACGUUCCCUUUGUCCCGCUCUUCUCUCUCUGUCUGGCAUUCAUCUUCUCUCUCUCCCUCUGCGGAUUAGGGUUCUCUGGUUCCUUCUGCGAUUCUUCCUAACCCCCCUUUCUGCAUGCUAGAUCAAGAUUCCCCCCGCUAUGUUUGAGAUGGAUUGUUGUACCUAGAGCAACUUGAAUACGUUGGUUGUGAACAUGGUUAUUAUUCUUCAUGACUGCUGUUUCAAAUGUUGUUGCUCUAGCAUAUCCUACAGAAGUUAGUGCUUAAUUUGAGUUCUAUGGAAAUCUUCCAGUCUGGUUUGCUCUGUAUAUGUUCUCCUUAGAAGUGGGAGGAAAGCUAAUAACGAUAAGUGGUCCUUAGUAUCCAUGCUGGCAGAGAGUAUGCGUGGAAUCUGUGCAUCGAGUAAUGCCCCUGACGAGAUUUUCUGCCGAUGCAUUCGGUGUGGUGACAAUUUGUUUAGUGGCCCUAUUGGUUCUUCUCGGUUUAUUGUGCAUCAUUUACUCUUGCUACUUCCGAUCUCGCAUUCAUAGUGAAGGUUGCAUUCAACUCAGUUACUUCAGUGGUCCUUGGAUAAUUCGAAUUACAUUCAUCUUGUUUGUGAUCUGGUGGGGUCUUGGUGAAAUUAGUCGGCUAAGUUUCUUGCGAGAGGAGGGACGAUUGUUGCACGACUUGAAAUGGCAGGAAACUGUCUGCAAAUGUUACAUUAUUUCGAACCUUGGGUUCGCAGAACCUUGCAUAUUCCUCACUCUCUUGUUUUUGCUUCGAGGGCCCCUUCAGAAUAUGGAGUCGGGAAUUCUCAGCCGCAAAUGGAACAGGAAAACAGCUGGGUAUAUUUUUCUCUACUGCUUCCCUGUGUUUGUUCUUCAGAUAGUUGUUAUACUUAUUGGACCCCGGCUAAACAACAAUAGCAAAUACGGUCAAAAACUGCCGAAAUAUUUUACUAGUGCAGCCACCAUUGUUACUUCAUCUAGUUCGAAAGGUGCUCGGGACAUUGCUCUCUGUACUUACCCUUUACUGAGUACUAUCCUCCUUGGCUCUUUUGCCACCAUCCUAACCACCUACUUGUUUUGGCUUGGGAGACAGAUUUUGAAAUUGGUCAUCAAUAGGAACUUGCAGAGGAGAGUUUACACAUUGAUAUUCUCAGUUUCAGGAUUCCUCCCAUUAAGGGUUAUAUUACUUGGUUUUUCUGUUUUUCGGAAACCAGAGCGGUUUUUAUUCGAAGCUCUCAUUUUCUCAGCCUUUCUUGUACUUUUAUGUUGUGCUGGGCUGUGUAUAUGCGUGCUUGUGUACCUUCCAGCGGCGGAUUCUUUGGCCUUGGGCAACUUACAGGAUUUGGAGGCGAGGAGAAGGUUGAGCGAUGAUCACAAUGAUGGUAUCUCUCUCAUUUCAAACCAGCUCCAUCUGGAUGAUAGGGAGGCUAACCAGCCCCAACUUGAUGAUACUUCCUCCCAAAUGAGCCCACCCAGAAACUCCGAUGCCUCCUCGACCAAGCGGGGGUCCAUCUCUUUUAGAACAUUUCAAAAGGAUGGAUCUUCUGCUGGUAUGGGGUCGGCAACUUUUGUGGAGCUUAGCCUUUUCUCUCCCAGCCGAGAGGCAUCCCCGUUAGGAUCACCUCCGCUGCUCGGUUGGCCCAUGCGCUCUGCCUGAGAAAACACCUUAUGGCUGCGCUUGUGGCAGAGUAGCUAUUUAUGGUGGUGGUUGGAAAGCUUGUGAUGAGAAACCGAGUAUUUGUCAAUUUUGCAAUGAAGGAAAACAAAAAAAAUGAUUGUAUAAAGAAACCAAAGGGUUUAGCUUCUUCAAUAAGGAUUUUUUUUUUUUUUUUUUCCUGUGAAAUUUUAGAUAUGGAUGAAUUCGCUUUGUGGAGAUC